AUGACUGUUAUUAUCGGAUCACUAUUCUUGCCCUACACCGUCCAAUUCGAGGUCGGUGCCACCGAUGCCAUCGCCCAGCCACACGUGCCAAAGGGUCCCCAUGAACCUGCUCCAGUAGCCGCCAAACUGGCGCCAUCCAGCUCGAUCCUUCCAUCCCUCAGCAUUGCCAAUUCACGACAACAGACGCCCCUCGCUGCGUCGCCUGGCCCCGAGUACAAGCCCGAAGCGUCAGCAGACGCCCAGGACUUCUUUUACAAAAACCAUCGGUUCAAGAAGCAGACAGACACGCCACUAGCUGAUGGUAUUGCUGACAAGUUGGGACCCCACUACAUCCAGCCACGAGCUCGCUACAACAAUGGCGUGCCACCCAGCUCGGUGGUGGACCCAAAAAACAAGGACGACGGCUCAGGACUACUCGGAUUGAAGAUGAAUCGCUCCACCAACAACUUGGCAGGGUUGGCAGGCUCCCACACCAACCUUGCGGCACUCAGCCAUGCGUCCACAAAUAGAACAAGAUCCUCGUUGAGCAAACCCCACCCAGGAUUGACCUUGCAUACCAACAGCAGCACCAGCUCGUUGGCAGUGGCCGAGGAAGACGACCACCAGGCAUCAAACCCCAGCUGGAACAACGAAUACGCAUCCGACGUCAAGUUGGCUCCGUUUGGCGGGUUCUCCAAUCCAGGCGAUUUGCUUGACCAACCAAACAUCUUCGAAACCGCUCCCUGGACGAUCAAGUUCUCCCACAAGGGUAACGUUUCCACCACCAAGGCAGUCAAGUUGUCGGCCGAGCACAACAUCGUAAAGUCGAGGAAAUGGGUCGGAACCAUCUCCAUGCCCAGCGACGAAGUGCCCGAUCACAUCAGAAACGACAUCGCUGGCGAGUUGAGAAAAGGCUACAAUAGCGAAGCCGUCUUCCCCAACGACGCCACAUUCCAGGGCCACUACAACUCCUUCUGUAAGCAGAUAUUGUGGCCCACAUUCCACUACCAGAUUCCUGACGACCCCAAAUCUAAGGCCUUUGAAGACCAUUCGUGGGGCCACUACCAGUUGUUGAAUCAAUUGGUCGCAGACAAGAUCGUGGAGGUGUAUCUUCGGGAAAAUGGAAACGCCAACCCCGAGGACCCAGAAAACAUGAUCUGGAUCCAUGACUACCACCUUCUUUUGGUGCCUUUGAUGGUCAGACAGAAGUUACCAGAGGUCAAGAUUGGCCUUUUCCUCCAUGUCUCCUUCCCAUCCUCGGAAGUUUUCCGCUGUUUUGCUCAAAGAACAGAAAUCUUAAAGGGAAUGUUGGGUGCCAAUUGCAUUUCAUUCCAAACCGAUGAAUACGUCAGACACUUCUUGCAGACCUGUAACCGUCUUCUUUUGGCAGAUGUCAACGAUUUGGGAAUUACCUACGAGGGAAAUUUCACUAUGACUAACACAAUCCCAGUCGGUAUUGAUUCCAAUUCUAUCAUUGAGAUGGUACAAUCAGAAAGUGUCACCGAAUGGAGGCAACUCAUCAAAGAAAGAUGGCCAGAUCAGAAUUUAAUCGUCAGCAGAGAUAAAUUGGACAAAUUAAGAGGUAUAAAACAAAAACUUUUAGCAUACGAGAAAUUUUUGAAUUCAAAUCCCGAGUAUAUCGAUACGACUGUGUUGAUUGAAAUUUGCAUUGGAUCCAGUCAUGAUCCUCACUACGAAAGCGAAAUCAUGCAAAUAGUUGCUAGAAUCAAUUCCUUACCCGAAAACAUCUCAGUUUCUCAGCCUGUUGUAUUACUACAGAAGGAUAUUGAGUUCGAGCAAUAUCUCGCAUUGCAAUGUGAAGCUGAUGUCUUCGUUGUCUCAUCUAUGAGAGAGGGUUUGAACUUGACAAGUCAUGAAUUCAUUACUGCAACCAGCGAGAAAAAGUCUCCGUUGAUUUUAUCUGAAUUCACAGGUUCCUCCCAAUUACUUGAUUGCGGCGGACAUGGGGCUUUAUUGAUCAACCCAUGGGAUAUCAAGACCUUUUCAGAAACGUUUAAGAAGCUGUUGACAAUGGACAAGAAAGAAAAGGAGACUAGAUGGACCAAGUGCAACGAUAUUGUGAAAACGCAAGAUUCAAUGAAUUGGGUUGCCUCGUGCUUGCAAAGCAUAAAUGAAUCAUAUGAUUUGAACAAGAGAACAAAUCUUAACAAAUUGAAGCCUUUCAACACCGAUGUAUUUGGCCACUUUUAUAGACAAGGAAAGGAGAAAAAUAGAUUGUUCUUCUUGAACUUUGAGACUGCUGCUACCACCCUCUCAGUUGGCGACAAGAAGCCCACAACAAACUCAAUUACUACUGCCAAGAGUGCGUAUACAGAACCAUCUCGACUCAUCUCCUUGUUGAAUGGUUUAUUAGAGGAUCCAAAGAACAAGGUUUACAUCAUUAGUUUCCUCAAGAGAACAGAUCUCGAUAGACUUUACAGAACUUACCCAAAUUUGGGAUUAAUAGCAGAAAAUGGUGGUUACAUCAAGGUCAUAGGCUCGCAAAAGUGGAUUUCCAUGGUCGAUGAAACAGAAAUUCAGGGAUGGAUCGCUCAAGUUACCCAGUUGGUAGAGUCCAAGGUUGAGAGAUUGCCAGGUUCGCAUUGUGAGGUGGAAGAUUGCACUGUGAGAUUCCACACUGGCAAGUCUUUCAUCGAGGAUCGUGAAAGGACCCUCGAUGCCAUGGGUGAUUGCAUCCAGCAUGUCAACGAUGUGUUCCAAGACUCCGACGGGGUUCAUGCAUCAUUGAUCAGAGAUGUGGUGAUUAUUCAGCAGAACCAGUUGGCCUUGAAGGCUCUCAAGUUUAUCAACGACUACUACUCACAGGACAACAGUGGCGUUGACGCAGAGCAGUUGAUUCAGAACUUCCAAGUGAAGGGAUUAGCGGGUGCCGCUACAAACACCCCAAUCAGGUCGAAAUCAAUUGAUAUUUCAAGUCUAGGCGAACUGGCCACGUCUACUUCCACCUCCGAGGGCUUGAAUUCCAUUUUCGUGGCUGGUGCCACCACCUUGCUUGACGAACCAAGUUACGAGUUUGUCAAUAGACUUAAAGAAAAUGGACUGAUUCAAACGGUGUCAACCGUAGCCAUUUUGGGAGACGAGUCUGACGUGAGGACUUCUGCAAACUUCGGAGUCAAUGGUAUAAACGAAUUAUUGAGGGUAUUAUCUGAAGCUAAGUCUAUAGUUUAG
Messenger RNA from Suhomyces tanzawaensis NRRL Y-17324, 3168 nucleotides. RefSeq names its product trehalose 6-phosphate synthase/phosphatase complex subunit (gene TPS3). The coding region runs from base 1 to 3168 and encodes 1055 amino acids. Gene Ontology annotation, cellular component: cytosol; alpha,alpha-trehalose-phosphate synthase complex (UDP-forming). Lineage: Eukaryota; Fungi; Ascomycota; Pichiomycetes; Serinales; Debaryomycetaceae. The record is from RefSeq and is a predicted model, not a curated record. Gene Ontology annotation, biological process: trehalose biosynthetic process. Gene Ontology annotation, molecular function: catalytic activity. The transcript has 2 exons.